Molecule: messenger RNA, 600 nt
Organism: Blepharisma stoltei
Lineage: Eukaryota; Ciliophora; Heterotrichea; Heterotrichida; Blepharismidae
Source: the annotation of a GenBank genome assembly
AUGAAUUUUCAAACAAUUUAUCAGCAGCAGCCCAACGAAGACACACACCAUAUUCGAGAUCUCUCCUUUUCACUUUAUUGCAAAGAUAUGUUUGAGGCUCCCAUAGAAACACCUACAACGACAUCCAAUAUACCUCAUUCUCCAUACAAAAAAUUCCACUUAACACCAUCUCCAAAGCAAAUUAAAACCCCUCUUCUACAGACUUCUAAAACCCCAAAAAUCGACCAAAACUUAUCGUUUAGCAGACCUUCAAGAAUAAAAUCAGCGAAAUCUAAAUCCAAAAGCCCAAAAAUCAAAUGAAGAAGCCAUAGUCCUACAAACGAAUUUACUUAUACCCCAAAAGGCUCCAAAUCAAAAAUCAUUAACUACAACAAAGCUUCUAUUAUAAUCAUCCCUGCCUUAGUAGCAGUCAAAGACGAAAAGCCUUAUGUAAAAUCAAUGAAAACUUUAUAUACCCGAGCUAAAGGGAAAAUGCCGAAGCCUCCAAGCUCUCCUCUAAAAUUCAAUGAAAAAGUCCCACCUCAACGAAAAUUCCGGCUCAUUAGAUCUUUACAGAGUCCUUCAAAUUCAAUAAGUUUUAAAAAUGUACACAUAAAUUAA